AUGGUCUUGCCGCUGAAGAGGGCUGCGGUGACGGGAGCCAGGAUCUGGAGGUGGUCCCGCCUCUUCUCAUCAAGGCGUGUCACGGAGGAGGGCAUCGUCAUCCAUGAGGAGAGCCCCUAUCACGGCUCGAUGCACUUGGUUUGGGGCAGUAUUCUCUGGGAUGCCGGCUUGGCCCUGUCGAAGUUCUUGACCUUCGAGGCUGAGAGGGAGCAGGGCCGUCGAUUUACCGGACUGCGCGUUCUGGAACUUGGUGCAGGAACUGGGGUCGUUGGGCUCACGCUAGCGAAGUAUGGAGCGAAAGUGACCCUCACGGAUUGCGAGCCGGAGCUAUUGACGCUUCUACGGCGGAACGCGGAGGCGAACGGCGCAAGGUGGCUGGCUCCGUGCAGUUUCACGACCUGCAUUGGGGCGAUCGGUCUACGUACCUCACGGCCCCCUACGAUCUGA
Messenger RNA from Symbiodinium sp. CCMP2456, 447 nucleotides. The record is from the annotation of a GenBank genome assembly. Lineage: Eukaryota; Dinophyceae; Suessiales; Symbiodiniaceae.